AUGUACCAAAGUGCUUGUAAUGCUGCUACGACGGGGUCUUGCAAUGCAGGGGUGGAAACAGAUCGCGAUGGUAAUCAACAAGCUGCAUUAAUAUCUCAGGAACCACCAACAGCCCCAAUUGAACCAGACUAUAGUGGUUUCGACAUUGUAAAAGCUACUCAGUAUGGUGCAAUCGCAAGAGUAAGGGAAUUGGUUGAGGCUGGUUGGGAUGUAAACCAGCCUGAUAGCGAAACAGUUACACUUCUACAUUGGGCAGCCAUAAAUAAUAGACGUGAUAUUAUUCGCUAUUUUUUAGAAAAGGGAGCAGCUGUAGAUGCGAUUGGAGGAGAAUUAAGUGCCACACCAUUGCAUUGGGCAACAAGACAAGGACAUCUGGGUGCUGUAGUAUUAUUAAUGUCAGCUGGUGCUGAUCCCAGAAUACGUGAUGCAGAAGGCUGCUCUUGUAUACAUAUUGCGGCACAAUUUGCUCAUACAGCCUUAGUUGCGUAUUUCAUUGCCAAAGGUGUAGAUCCUAAUUUACAAGAUCGCGGUGGUAUGACUGCGUUAAUGUGGGCUGCUUGGAAGGUUUGUGCUUUAGAUCCUGUAAGAUUAUUAUUAACACUCGGAGCAAACCCAGCAAUGGUUGAUUAUACUCAUGGCAACACUGCAUUACAUUGGGCAAUAUUAGCACGGAACGCGACUGCUAUUUCAACACUUGUGCUAAAAUCGAAAGCUUCAUUGGAAGUGCCGAAUCUACGCGGAGAAACACCUUCUUCCAUGCUUGAGACACAAACCGGUGCUAUUUGGAUAGGUGCUAAAGUAAUGGACAGGGUGAAAGAAUCGUCUCUUUCAUCACAGCAGAAAAGGUCAUUAGUGCAACGUUUACGGCAUGACAAACGACUGCGCUGGUGGGCUAUGGUUGCUAGCCCAUUUACUGGGUUUUAUUUAAUUGGAAUUGUUUUCACGCUCAACAUACAAUAUAUUAUAAAAUUUUUUUUCCUUGGUUGCUUGUAUUCGAUAUUUCAUUCACUUGGCAAGGCCUUAUUUGAUGAACAUCUCAUGGCCUUACUACCACUCAGUGUUUACUUAGCGACGAAAAUAUGGUUUUAUAUCACAUGGGUUAUGUUUAUUGUUGACGCGGUAUCUUUCGCUGAAACAGUUUGCUUCCUCAUUUGCUCAAUUGCUUUAUGGAUAUGUUUUCUUAAAUCAUGGAAAGGAGACCCCGGCAUUAUAAAACCAACUCAGGAACAAAGAUUUAAGACUAUAGUUGAACUAUCUGAACGUGGAGGUAUUGGUUUUGAACCAUCCUCCUUUUGUUCCGGCUGUCUUGUGCGUCGCCCUAUUAGAUCAAAACACUGUAGUGUAUGUGACAGGUGUGUGGCUCGAUUUGAUCAUCAUUGUCCGUGGGUGGGCAAUUGUAUUGGGCUUAAAAACCAUGCUUACUUUAUGGGAUUUUUAUGGAUGUUACUCAUUAUGUGCGCAUGGAUGUUAUAUGGUGGUACCAGUUUCUACUUAAAUGAAUGCAACGUGCGUUUUGAUGACUUUUUAGAGGGACUACGACGAAUAAGUAACUGCAAUGCAUGGGUUGGUUGGGUAAUGGGAAAUGCAAUGUUACACAUGUCUUGGGUUGUUUUGCUAACUGUAUGCCAAACAUACCAAAUGAUAUGUUUAGGCAUGACCACAAAUGAACGAAUGAAUCGUGGAAGGUAUAGACAUUUUCAAGCCAAAGGUGGCAAAAGCCCUUUUACACGUGGGGUAUUUAAUAAUUUGGUGGACUUCUUAGAAUGUACAUGUUUCGGUUUAGUUAAGCCUAAGCGAGUGGAUUGGAUGAACUUUUAUGAAAUGGAUAUUGAACUAAACAAGAAAAUAGAACAACAACCACUGUUGCGCAGUGGUGAAAGUUUAGACGCACCAAAUUAUCAGUAUGUGUAGGAUAAGUCGAAUCGGGAUGCGGUGACGAGAAAAGCACCAAUUGUUAAUUUAUAGGUGGCUUAGAAUUUAACCAAAUUAAUAUGCAAAGAGCUAAAGUUAUAGAUUAAGUUUCUUCAAUUAAGUUAUAUAUAUUUUUUUAAAAUGUAUAUAGAUGUGAUAUUUUCAAACGCAAACAGUUAGUUGCAUUGAAAUAUUUUUAGUAGUUAUUUUCUGCAUAUACAAAAUAGAUUUAAUAUUAAUAUGUGCUUAAUGAGUUAGUUUAUCUGCUUAUUAAAUUAUGAACAAAACAAUAACAAAAUAUGUUAA
This is a messenger RNA of Teleopsis dalmanni, 2217 nucleotides long. It is a transcript of the gene Hip14, whose product is annotated as palmitoyltransferase Hip14. Bases 1 to 1911 code for a protein of 636 amino acids. Gene Ontology annotation, biological process: protein palmitoylation. Lineage: Eukaryota; Metazoa; Arthropoda; Insecta; Diptera; Diopsidae. Gene Ontology annotation, molecular function: palmitoyltransferase activity; protein binding. The transcript is spliced from 4 exons. Gene Ontology annotation, cellular component: Golgi membrane. The record is from RefSeq and is a predicted model, not a curated record.